UCGACAAAACAAAACAAAACAAUUGUCAUCUUCUAAAGACUUCUUUAAGAAAAUAUCUGCGCCCCAACAAACAGCUCUUGGAGAAGACAAACAAGUAGAAAUAAAUCGAUUCAAUAUCUUCUCGUAAUCCACAUAACUAUUUGAGAACGUUGUUUCGGUGUAGACUUCAUCUCCAUCCCGGAUCUACUUCCGGUUCAGUGAUAUCUUAACCAGCAGUUUCAUAAACAAGUGAACUCACCCGUUGAUUCGCCCUUUCAAACCAGAAAAUCAUCAUGAUGCCAGUGGAAUUUGUAGAACUUUUUGAGCAUCGCCUUCAGAAAAGCAUUCGAGACCCAAACAUCUUCCUCGAUUUUAAUGUUACGACCAGUUCCCAUCCUCCAACAGAGUCCAGACAGUAGGAGACCUUUCCAAGUAUAUGAAGAUCCAGUUAGACCUCGUACAGAGUUAGAUCGGGGAAAAGAGAAAGUCUCGGAUUAAUCGCCUCCGUAUCUACGUAUACUCAUCGAGUAAUUCAGAAGCUCGCUCUGGUUAGAAGCUUGUCGGAGCUAUAUCACACUAUCCAUCGGAUCUUUUGGUACUUUUAAUUGGUUAAAUUUUGGUUAUAAUGUCAUGUAUAGGUUAUUUUGACUAAUAUUAGCCUAUAUGUGUUUUGUUGAGAUUAGCCAUUUAUUUGGCUUGUUUUUGGUAUUUUGGUAUAUGCAUAAUCUGCUUAUAAGGUUGAUGUGUGGAUUGAUUUGUAGUUAAAAGAUGAAAAGUAAAAUAGUAGUUGAAUAUGUAUGUGAUGUAUGUUUUAUAACUUGGUGUGGUUUGGUGCUAUGCUAGGGAAAGCAUAUAUGUAUUUGAUGCUAUUGAUUAUGUGGUACAAUUCAUAUCAAAUGGUAAGUUUUGGUAAAUCAUUUACAUGUGUUGUAUUGAUGCAAUAAUAUAUAUAAGUUAGUUGAUUACUUGGUUACAUGGAUCACAUGGUUGCAUAUAUUUCAUACUUGUCAUUCGAGGUGCCAAAGGGCAUAUUGGUUGUAUAUGGUAUAUGCUUGUUUUGGAUGCUUGAUUAUAGCUUGUGUAUGUGUGCAUUUUUGGGCGUAGGUUGGUGUCAAAUUGGGUGAGAAAUGUGGCUUAUAAAAUGGCCUAUUUUCGUCCACAUGGGAAGGGACACGGUCGUAUGUCCUCUGUAGCUUCUUAAGGGUUGCAAGUCAGUAUGCUCACACAGCUUAGCACACGGGCGUGUGGCUUAGCCGUGUGACCCAUGUCAGUAUACUCAUACGAGCAUGGGCACGGGCUGGGACACGACUGUGUGUCCCUAUUUCGGAUGCCCACACGGCCUAAGACAUGGGCGUGUCUCUUGGCCGUGUGACCCAUUGUAGUGUUGAAAAUUUUAAAUGUUUCUGAAAAAUUCUCUGAGUUUCAGAUUUAGUUCCGAUUUGUUUCUAACGCAUAUUUAGAGCUUCGAGGUCUCGUAUAAGGGACAAUAUGUAUGUUUUGAAUUGAUUUUGAUAUAAAUAAUGACAUGUAAUGAAUUGUUUGAAAUUUCUAUCCGAUCUUUUUUGAAAUAUCAGGUAAUGCUCUAUAACCCUAUUCUGGUGACGGAUUCGAGUUAGAGGUGUUACAAAAUUAGCUUAACCAAGUGUGCAAGAAAAGUUUUAUAAGUUUCAAGACUUUGUUAGUGGAGUUAAGUGUGUUUAAGUAAUAUUUUUAUCUUUUUGACAAGUUGAUUACUUGAUAUACUUAAUGCUUUGUUUUAGAAAUGAGAUGAUGAAUCAUUCACCAAAAUUCUCUUCUUGUUUUGGUUCUUAUUGAACAAUCUGUUCUUGUCACAAUUCAAGCUGAUUUCCUUGUUUGUUCAGCAAGUUACAAUAGCUUUUAGCUCAAGACUUUACUGUGAUUUCUUGAUCUGUUUUCUAAGUUCCUACUAUUGGUAUUGAGAGCCAACUUCUUAGAGGACCUUUCUCUUUUCUACUCUCAAAACACAAUAUCUUCAUCAAGUUUCUCUCUAGCACCACCAUCAAUAUUCAAUGGUGAAGGCUACCACAUUUGAAUAGUGAAAAUGAAUACAUAUUUGUAAGCAUUUGACUUGUGGGAGGUUGUCAAUACUGAUCUUGAACCACCACCCUUGAGAAUUAACCCUACGGUAACUCAGAUCAGGCAACACUCUGAUGAUAGAGCCAGGAGGUACAAGGCAAUGUCAUUUAUCCAAAAUAGUGUGUCAAACUUGAUUUUCACAAGGAUCAUGGCCUGUGAUACUCCAAAACAAGAUUACGACAAGCUUAAGGAAGAGUUUCAAGGAACUGAAAAAAAUACAACAACUCUUAAACUCAAGGAAGGACUUUGAAAACCUAAAGAUAAAGGAGUCAGAGAUAGUCAAACAAUAUUCAGACAGAAUCAUGGCUGUUGUAAACAGUAUCAGACUGCUUGGGGACCAAUUUAAUGAAGCCAGAAUAGUGGAGAAGGUUAUUUCAACCUUACCUAAAAGAUAUAAAGCCAAAAUCUCUUUCCUAGAAGAUUUGAGAGACUUAUCAAGCAUCUUUUUGACUGAGCUGAUUAAUGCUCUUUAUGCUUAGGAAUAAAUGAGAGCUAACAGAUAGGAGCAUCAUGAAGGUGCAUUCUAAGCCAAGAACAGACCAACCUCAAGCUCCCUUGGUUACAAAGAGAAGAAAACUUAGUUAGACAAGCCUAAAAGAGAUGGAGCAAGAAGAAAAUAUCCACCCUACUCACGUUGUAAAAUGAUUAGCCAUCAAGAAGUAAAUUACUGGUACAGACCUGAUGUGCAAUGCAAUGUUUGUAAGCAAAUGGGCUAUGUUGAGAAGGUCUGUAAAAAUAAAGGCUAAGAAAAGCAACUACAACCUCAGCAGCUUAAAAUAGAAGCUCAAGUGGCAGAGGAGAGUUAUGCUCAAGAAAAGCAAGUAUUUGUUGUCUCUUGUUUUGUAAAUAAAAAACCACAAAAGGGCAGCUGAUUGAUAGUGGCUGCACUAACCACAUGACACCUGAUGUUACUAUCUUCAAGAGCAUAGACAGAAGCUUCAAUUCAAGAGUAAAAGUGGGAAAAUGCCAAUACAUCAAAGUAGAAGGGAAGAGAGAUGUACUGAUUGACACUCCUUCAGGUACCAAACUUGUUUCCAAUAUUUUGUUAGUACCUGAAAUUGAUAAAAAUCUGCUAAGUAUUGCUCUGCUACUUGAAAAAGGAUAUUCUAUUAUGUUCAAAGGCAAAGAGUGCAUGAUCAAUGAUCCAAGUGGAUCCAAGCUCAUGUUAGUAGCCAUGACUGAUAGAAGCUUUGUUGUUGAUUGGAAUAUGGGGUCUGUUAGUACCUACACAACUGUCUUAGAUAAGUCCAAAUUGUGGCAUAGAAGGUUGGGCCAUGUUAACUACAGGUUACUGGUUCAGUUGUCCAAAGAAGAUUUGGUUGAAAAUUUCAUAAAAGGUGUUGGAAAAUAGGAUGUUGUGAAGUAUGUCAGCUAGGAAAACAAGCUAGAUUACCAUUUCCAGCAAACAAGGUCUGGAGGGCCUCUGAAAAACUACAACUAGUCCAUACUGAUGCGUAUGGCCCUAUGAGGACUGGUUUUUUGAAUGGCAGUAGGUAUUUUAUUCUCUUCAUUGAUGACUACUCAAGAUUCUAUUGGGUUUACUUUUUAAAGCUCAAGUCAGAAGUAGCCUCAGUGUUUUGGAAGUUCAAGGUUGCAAUAGAAACUCAAUCAAGUUGCAAACUUAGGACACUAAGGUCAGAUAACGGGACGUGAGUACACAUUGGAUAUGUUUCAAAGUUUUUAUGAAAAAUCAGGGAUUGAACACCAGCUCACCAACACCUAUACACAUCAGCAAAAUAGUGUCAGUGAGAGAAAGAAUUAAACCCUGAUGGAUAUGUCCAGAUGCUUAAUGUUUGAAAGGAAUUUACCUAGAAGUUUUUGGGUUGAGGUAGUGAAUACUGCAGUAUAUCUUCAUAAUAGGCUACCAACUAAAGCCUUGCUUGAAAACACUCUAUUUGAGGCCUAAUUUUGGUUCAAACCAUUAGUUGCUCACUUAAAAGUUUUUGGUUGCAUAUGUUAUGCACAUGUUCCUGUAGUUAAGAGGGACAAAUUGGCAAAGAAGGCUUAGCCUGGCAUCCUUGUGGGCUAUAGCAGUGUCAAAAAGGGCUAUAGAGUUCUGAAUCCUACAACCUACAAGGUCUUUGUAAAUAGGGAUGUGGUAUUUGAUGAGAUGUCAUCCUGGAAUUGGAGUAAAGGUGAACCAGAGUGUGCUGCUGAAGACUUAGUGACAGUGCAAACUGAUGAUUAGAAUGAUCAAGAGCUGUACAUUGAUCAUGUGCCAGUUAAGGGAACCAGACUCCUCAGUGAAGUAUAUGAGAGGGCUGAUAUAACUACUAUAGGGCCAACUAGUUUUGAAGAAGCUGAAGCACAAGAGGGUUGGAGACAAGCUAUGCUUGAUGAAAUGAGCAUGAUACAUAAAAAUCAAACUUGGGAUCUAGUUACAAAACUAGUUUACAGAAAGGUCAUAUGAGUAAAGUAGGUGUUUCGAGCUAAACAAAAUGCUGAUGGAACUUUGAACAAGCUGAAGGCAAGGUUAGUUGUGAAGGCAUUCAGUCAAGAGUAUGGGAUUGACUACUUUAAAACAUUUGCACCAGUGGCAAGACUUGAUACUAUCAGACUCUUGGUAGCAUUAGCUACUCAAAGGCAGUGGAAAAUACAUCAACUUGAUGUAAACUCUGCCUUUCUCAAUAGUUAUUUUGAUGAAGAGAUACAUGUUGAACAGCAAGAUGAUUUUAAAGUUGUUGGUGAAGAGGAUAAAGUGUACAAGCUAAGAAAAGCCUUGUAUGGCUUAAAGUAGGCACCAAGGGCUUAGUAUGACAAAAUUGACAACUACCUAGCAAGCUUGGGGUUUAAGAGAAGUUUCAGUGAACCAACAUUGUAUGUGAAGAAGGAAGGUGAUGAAACACUGCUUAUAAUCUCAUUGUAUGUGGAUGACUUGUUAGUGACUGGUGGGAAUGAUGUUAUGCUGACAGAUUUCAAACACAAAAUAAGGAGUAUGUUUGAAAUGUCUAAUUUGGGUGAAAUGUCCUAUUUACUUGGCAUGGAGGUAUCUCAGACUCAGCAAGGGAUCUUCAUAAGCCAAAAGGCAUUUGCCUCGAAAAUUCUAAACAGAUUUUCCAUGCAAAAUUACAAAGCAACCAGUACUUCAGUUGCUGUUGAAGAAUAGCUAUCUAGCCAAGGUGGUUUUGAGAAGGUUAAUGAAUCUACCUAUAGGAGCCUAGUGGGAUGUUUGUUUUCCUUAACAGCCACAUGACCAGACAUAAUGUUUGCAGUCAGUCUUCUAUCCAGGUUCAUGCACUGUUGUAAUGUGAACCAUUUUCAAGCUGCAAAGAGAGUUCUCAGGUAUAUCAAAUGAACUCUGAGCUUUGGAAUUAUGUUCACCAAGGUUGACAGCAUGAAGCUUGUUGGUUUUACUGAUAGUGAUUGGGCAGGAUCAAUUGAUGAUACGAAAAGCACUUCAAGGUAUCUGUUUACCUUUGGAUCAACUUUUUUUGUUGGAGUUCAAAGAAACAAUCCAUUGUUGCUCAAUCAACAGUUGAAGCUGAAUAUGUUGUAGUUGCAACAACUAUUAAUCAAACAAUUUGGUUAAGAAAGCUAAUGGCAGAUAUGAACUUACAUCAAAGAGAAGCAACAGAGACUAGAAGUGAUAAUCAAUCUGUUGUUGCAAUUGCAAAUAAUACAGUAUUUCAUGGCAAAACAAAAUAUUUUAAGAUCAAGUUUCAUUUUGUUAGAGAAGUGGAACAAUCUCAAGAAAUCAAACUGGUUCAUUGCAAUUCUAAAGAUCAGUUAGCUGAUAUCUUGACAAAGCCUCUUGGUGUAUCAAGGUUCGAGAAUUUGAGAGCUAGAUUAGGAGUUUGCAGCAUGGAGGCCAAGGAGGAAUGUUAAAAGAUGGCUUUCAUGUAUACCAUAGUAGUUCGAGCCAUGCAAGUAGCAGCUGAAGAAUAUGCUGCUAUUUUGUUACUUUUUAGUUGAUGUUUUUGCUACUUAGUUACACUAGAACUAAGUAUGUAAGGUAUUUGAUGCAAUUUGGUGCUGAUAGAUUUGAUAAAUCAUCUUAACCAAGUGUACAAGCAAAGUUUUAUAAGUUUCAAGACUUUGUUAGUGGAGAUAGGUGUGUUUAGGUAAUAUUUUUAUCUUUUUGACAAGUUGAUUACUUGAUAUAUGUAAUGCUUUGUUUCAGAAAUGAGAUGAUGAAUCAUUCACCAAAAUUCUCUUCUUGUUUUGGUUCUUAUUGAGCAAUCUGUUCUUGUUACAAUUCAAGCCGAUUUCCUUGUUUGUUCAGCAAGUUACAGUAGCUUCUAGCUCAGGACUUUACUGUGAUUUCUUGAUCUGUUUUCUAAGUUCCUACAAAAAUAAAAAAAAAUCAAACACCAAAUUUAACCUCAUCAACUUUUGACUUCUGGAUCAACUUCAUAUCCGCUUUAAUAUCCUAUAUCGAUUUUCUAAUAGCCAUUUGUUUUGGUCUUGAUCCAACACCAAAAACAUUACAUGAAAGGAGUCUCAUCAACCCUCACCCCGCCUUUAACAAUUGCUUCUAAUUCUAUUUAGUUCCAUGGUAACUAGCUCAUCAAUAAUCUCUUUCUCGCCCCUAUUGAUCUCAACCCAGUUUAAGAACUCUGGUUUGCUACUACAUAUCAGGUGUUUUGCUUUGUCUCAGAUAUUCCUUUCUAAUUAUUUUCCCCAACAGUUCCAUGCCAAUGUAUUUUGGUUAUAUUAGAGUGGUCCAUGUCUAUCUCCCUGAUAAAAUCUUUGACCGCACAAUCAGUAUGCCUAUUGUGUUGGGCCCUGUUUCGCACUUAUAUUAAAUCCAUUUGGGUGGAAACCGAAUCCAGUCACCUGAAACUGCUAUUAAUCAGUUAAUUAAAGGGGAAAAAAUGAUCGACCAAAAACAGAAAAAACCGAAGAGUCUUUCCAUGUUCUUUCAUUCUUGUUCUUGUUUUCUUUUAGAAAGAGUGGAUUCCCAUUUUAUACUUGAUUCAACAAUCUUCUUGCUUUCUUAGUUUCCAGUUUGUAGUCGUUGGAUUUUGUUGAUCAAAGAUGGAAGUUGUCAUGGAUUCUAGUCUUCGUCGUCUUGUGAACAGAAGGCUGGAAUGGUUGGAAAUGACCAAGGAUCAGGUUUCAGAUUGGAACGCCGGAACAACUCGUAGACGAGACCGACUCAGUGCAUUACCUAAUACAGUGCUUUCCCGCAUUCUAUCCAAGAUGCCCAUGGACUCGGUUGUCCGAACCAGCAUCUUAAGUAAAAGGUGGAGUAAUCUCUGGAAGCACACCCAAGGCGUAGAUUUCCACAGUUUACCCUUCUCCGAUAACCAAGCCGACUAUUCUCCAAUUACUCGCUGCUUAGACCUCCUCCUAUCUCCUCAGAUCAUAAAAUUCACCGCUGUUGGCCACGUUAGCGAGCGUUCUAACCCUGAUGUACUAAGAUGGGUCAAUUUUGCACUCUCCAAAAACGUCCGUCAACUGACGAUAGGCCUCAUGUCAGUUUCUUUAGCAAGGAGAUUCUUUCAGUUGCCAGAUUCUCUUUUCUCCAAUCGAAGUAAAACACUGGAGCACCUUGUUUUAAGCUUUGUUGAAUUUACACCACCUCGUCCUGGUCAACCUAUUGCUGCGUCAGUCUUUUCUUCUCUUAAGCUUCUUGUUCUCACCCACUGCAAACUUGCAGAUGCGACUGUGGAUUUGUGCCUACGUAAAUGCGUUCUUCUUGAGGAAUUGGUCAUUAAUAUGUGUGAGGGGCUUAAGAAUGUUAACAUCAGUGGUCCAAAUCUUAGGCUGAUUAGUUUUAGGUGUCUUGAAGAUAGUGAUGAUGGGGAGUUUAGGUCAAUACGUGUUGAUGCUCCACUUGUUGGAAACCUGGUUUACUCAGGUGACUUGACCAAAUUUUAUUUGAACAACUGUCCGGUAUUACAAAUUUUACUCUUGCAAGGGAGGGAGGAGCCAAUGAAUGAGGCAUAUACUGUCCACGUUAGAGAAUUGAUCGAUCAAAUCAGACAUGUGAACACUAUGAUUCUAAAUUUUGCGGUUGUGGAGUUCGUCGCAAAAGAGUACUACACAAGAGGCAUCCCAUUCCAAACAUUCCAAAAUCUCACGCAUGUUUUUUGGUAUGGUCCACUAAAAUCUCCAAAUGCGGUUUACAACCUGGUUGCCUUCUUAGGGGAUUGUCCCUCUCUCAUAGAAAUUGCAGUAGAUUUUCGGGAGGAAAGUGGGGCUGUGUUCUGCCAAUGUAUAAGCGAAGGUCACGUGGCAGAUGAAUAUGAGGAGGGCCAGAGUUCACAACGUAAUCCGUACGAAGGUGGAAAUCUGGAAAAGCUGGAAAUAGCUGAGGUGAGAUGCUUUUCAGGAUUUAAUGGUGAAAUGUUGUUGGUGAGGUUGCUGUUGGAGAAGGCUGUGAAUCUUCGAAAACUAUGGCUGUUUUGGCGGCUGGGUGAUCUGAGUGUGAUGCAUGAUAAUGUGUUACAAGAUAUUACUAAAUCUGGCUACCCUCAACAACUUUCUGAUACAAUCCAGGAAGAAGCUAAUUCUAUUAUAGCAACCAUCCUUGAUUUUCGUAAAGGUUCUCCUCGUGCUCGAAUCAAAUUUGGACAAGAAUGGCGAAUUGAAUCCUGGAGACGUCAUUUUGGCGACUAGAAUUUCAUGUUCUCUGUAUUGAAGAAUCAAUGGUUGAAUUUCAACACCAAUGCAUAUGGAGUGAUGCCCAUCUUGACGACUGCUUUUUUUUUUUUCCUCUUCUUCCUUUCCUUCACCUAUUUCUAGUGUCAUCUACUUUACACAUAUCAAGUAUUAGUUAUAAAUGUUUCAAUUUUAAUGUUCUCCGUUACCAUUUACUUUUUUGCAUAUUUCCCCUCGAGGGGUAUUUGUUCCUGCGACCCACAUGAAUGAUCAUUUCACAAUUUCAUCA
This is a messenger RNA of Gossypium raimondii (Peruvian cotton), 8911 nucleotides long. Its product is annotated as F-box/LRR-repeat protein 13-like. Gene Ontology annotation, molecular function: protein binding. The transcript is spliced from 8 exons. The record is from RefSeq and is a predicted model, not a curated record. Lineage: Eukaryota; Viridiplantae; Streptophyta; Magnoliopsida; Malvales; Malvaceae. Bases 7054 to 8640 code for a protein of 528 amino acids.